Clupea harengus (Atlantic herring) is the source of this 3095-nucleotide messenger RNA. RefSeq names its product arrestin domain-containing protein 3-like. Gene Ontology annotation, biological process: protein transport. The record is from RefSeq and is a predicted model, not a curated record. NCBI's taxonomy places the organism in Eukaryota, Metazoa, Chordata, Actinopteri, Clupeiformes, Clupeidae. Gene Ontology annotation, cellular component: plasma membrane; cytoplasm.
UCCUGAGGUAACUAGGGUGAAUUUUCACCUAACACUAUGGAGUUUCAUUAAUGAUUUUUUGGAGUUUACAUUUUAAAGUUGUUAUAUAUUUCAGAUUCCAAUACAGUUGCACCAGGAUAUCAUUUAUUUCCUUUUACCUCUCAACGUUUUCUCUUUUAGAGAAAUGCCUCCAUCUUUUAAAGGAAUACAUGGCAAAAUUGUUCACCCAAAAAGGAAACAGAGAUACCAGUACAUUUUACAGAGAUCCUAUAAACAUCUGACGUUGAAACUAUGAAAGAAAAACUGAUUCUCAUCUUUCAUCCAGUUUGUUCAGCAGGAUUUCACAGAGAAGAAACUGAAAUUCUUCAACAAUGGGAGUGUGUUUAUGAAUAUAAGUAUAGACAACAUGGAGUAUCCUGUAGGUAAGCACCAUUUCUCAAGAUCCUCUGAAAAUUCUUUAGGUGCUGUAUGACCUUUAAGAUAAAAUGGGCAAGACUAGCUUUUCCACUGGUAGCAACUUACCAACUGCCAACUUUCUCAGUUGGUCGUGUCAGCACAUGAUUUGGUCGCAGCCAAAUAUUGUGUUGGUACAGUACAGGGGCGUUGGUUGGAUUGUUAACCCAAUUGUUGACCCAAAGAAAAAAAGGAGGGCUGAAGACCACGCCCAUUCGCAGGACCCUUUAGCCUGGAGCAGUGUUUUUCACCGACCAGAACAUUUCUAAAAGCAAUGCAAAAAUGUCUUUUACCAUUAAGAACCUUUCUGUAACAUACUAUGAAAUUAACGAGAGCAAUAUAUUCACCAAUGGGGAUUGCAUUUCUGGCCACGUUACUUUAGAAGUUAUGAAGGAAACGAAAAUCAACUCCUUCAAGAUUAAAGCUACAGGGAAAGCACACGUUAGCUGGUCGGAACAUUGUGGUCGUCUACAUCGUUUCUACUCCGACAAUGAGAUAUAUUUCAAGUCGGCCCAAUACUUCAUUCAAGAUCAGAAAGAUGAAGAACAAGAUGGCAUUCCACUACUGACAGAUCAAGAUGGGCAACCCUAUUCAAAUACAGUUGCACCAGGAUGUCAUCUAUUUCCUUUUACCUUUCACCUACCUCAAGAAGAAAUGCCUCCAUCUUUUAAAGGAGUACAUGGCAAAAUUGUUUAUUUCCUGGAGGCAAAGUUGACUAGAUCAAUGCGGAUUCCAAGCAAAGCCAGAACUGAGUUUACCUUCGUCUCAAAACCGGACCCCAGCUACGAAGCCGAACCAUUUGUUCAGCAGGAUUUCACAGAGAAGAAACUGAAAUUCUUCAACAAUGGGAGUGUGUCUAUGAAUAUAAGUAUAGACAACAUGGAGUAUCCUGUAGGAGAUGGGAUAACAGUCACAGGAUUAAUUGAGAACAACUCAUCCCGUCCAAUCAGGCCUAAGUACUUCCUGUACCAGAAACAGAGUUGUUUUGCAGACAAAGAGAGAAAGGUUAACACUCGAGAUAUCCUAAGGGAAGAAGGUGACAUCAUCGAGCCAUCCACGUCUACAAAUGUGACCAAAGUGUUAAACAUCCCAUUCAGCAUCCCACCCUCUGUUCUCACCAGUGACAUCCUGAAAGUAGAGUACAGACUUAGGGUGUACCUUGAUGUCAAAUUUGCCUUAGACCCAGAGAUUAAGUUUGAGGUAGAACUCCUUCCUCCACGACAAGUCACAGGAUGGAAGCCCCUAUCAGACAGUGGAAGCAGUUCUUCUGAGGCAUGCAGGAGCAACAGCCAAGAGGAGGCAUACACAGUCUCUUUCUCUGACCCUCCUCCACCUUACUCUGAGUAUGACGUGUACCCCACCUCUUCUGACGCCCCGAUGAAGCCAUGAAGGAAAAUAUUUUUUGUCAAUUUCAUGAUGUUUAUGCCACUUUAAAUGAAUAUCUGUCAUAGUAGCUGAAGGUGUAAGGUUUGGUGUUAACAGUAUUUGAAUAAAAGACAUGUAACUUGUAAGAUGGUCAUUGUAAAACUAUAUAUGGAAGUGUCAUGGCCUUUCAUAGGUUCUUUCUGCUGCUUUUUCCUGAAUCCUUGAAACAGAUACACUACAAAUGGCUGUUCUGGAAUGGUGUACAAUUUAAAAAAAAAAAAAACUUUAUUACCUCUGCCAAGGAAGUUAUGGUUUCAUUGCAGUUUGUUUUUCUGUCUGUCUGUCUGUCUGUCUGUCUGUCUGUCAGCAAGAUUACGCAAAAACGAACUGUCCAAUUUUCAUGAAACUUGGUGGAGGUUUGGAGAACGGGCGUAGGAAGAACCCUUGACAUUUGGAGCAGAUCCAGAUCAAGGGGAGGAUCCAGGAAUUUAUUUUCACUAUGAGAUUGUUAAAUGAUUUUUUUUAUGCAUGUAUUUGUCAGAUUUCUGCCUUGCUUGUUUUUCUGCAAGGUAUCAGUCAAUAUUUUAGUAUCGGUAUCUUUGUUGUUGAACUUCCCAAUAGUUCAUAUCAGUCUGGCUAAUAAGAUUGCACAUGUUACUACCAUUAUUACUAUCAGGUUGAUCAAUUCUAUCAUUGAUGCUUCUCUACCUUACCUAGACAAAUGCAAAAGAGUUACUCCUCCUCUAUUCUUUUUUUAUUUAUAUGUAGAUAUAUAUUGAUAUUUUUUUAAAUUGGUCAUAACUUUCAAAUGUUUUGCACUGGUUUAGAAGCAUUUCAAGAAGGCUUCUGAAAUGUUGCAGCAGAGGUUGCUGUAGAUUGGCACAGCAAAUCAAUUUCCAGAAUGUACUUACACAGCCCCCAAACAUCUACCUCUAUUUUACACACAUACUUCCACCUAUGUUAUUAGUUCAUGGGUAUUAGAGAAACAUGUUGACUACCGCCUGUGUGUUAAGAUUUUGUGGCGAACAAGUGAAACCAGGUGAUAAUUGGCUGGCUGAAUUUGAAAUAGAAUAGUAUGGACUAAUAUUUGCCUGAAUGAAGGUCAAUGUGUUGAGUAAUAAAUUGUGCAUGCAGAACUAACUUGAAUAAAUGUGAAUGUGUCCCAUUCUGCAUAGGAAAAAAUAUUCUAUCCUUAAGCAAUGGAAACUAAGUAGGUUAUGUAAUAUGUUGAAUAUCCUACACUGUAGUUGGAAAGUAUGUUGUUUACACAGAAGCAAAUAAAAUAACAUAAAAUUCAA